Paramecium sonneborni is the source of this 633-nucleotide messenger RNA. NCBI's taxonomy places the organism in Eukaryota, Ciliophora, Oligohymenophorea, Peniculida, Parameciidae. The record is from the annotation of a GenBank genome assembly.
AUGUUUCUUGACAAACUAUAUUGUUAAUUAGAAGUUCUUAAGAAACCUAAUUAAAAAUAAUAGACAAUUUAGCAAAGUAUGGGUUCAUCACCUUGCUGUUGCAAAAAUACUUAAGACACUAUAUAAGAGAUGAAGCUAAAAAUAGAACCACGAAACAGCAAUCAUGAUAAUAUGGUGGCAGAUCUCAAAAAACCAAUUCCCUUAUAAUAAAUUAUGCCUCUCCAAGAGGAGGAUGACUUUGCAUUAUUUUUGGUAAUGGAACAAUAUGAUCGCUUAUUAAUAAAAAACAAAAGAAAAAGCAAAUCCUAUUCGCCUGGAGGAGAUGUUUAGACUUUUUCUAGAGAAAACUUGACAUCUUAUUAUUUGAAGGGCAAACAUCAUCAAAAACCCUCUAAAAAAACAAGAUCAUUAACUACCAAGUUAUCUACAUCUUUUUAAAGUAUUGGAAUUCGGAGCAUUUUGAAAAAAAAAGAACUUUCAAAUAAUAAAUCCUCAUAUUUUCAAUAAAUAUCAGAUGCUCAAAAAUCAAUAAAAAGUGUACAUUUUGAUGUUGCUUUGAGUCCUAGAAAUAGUAUUAAUAGAAAGGUAGAUGUUUGGAAAAAAAAAAAAAUAUUUUUAAGAUCAUAUUUAUGA